This is a messenger RNA of Elgaria multicarinata webbii, 2066 nucleotides long. RefSeq names its product H2.0 like homeobox (gene HLX). The record is from RefSeq and is a predicted model, not a curated record. NCBI's taxonomy places the organism in Eukaryota, Metazoa, Chordata, Lepidosauria, Squamata, Anguidae. Gene Ontology annotation, molecular function: DNA-binding transcription factor activity, RNA polymerase II-specific; sequence-specific DNA binding. The transcript has 4 exons. Gene Ontology annotation, biological process: regulation of DNA-templated transcription. The coding region runs from base 102 to 1418 and encodes 438 amino acids.
UUGGCGACGGGCGAUCGCUACCUGCCUGCCUCUCGGGAGCGUAGCCGCCACAUCGACGGAUCCGGCCGAGCGCGGAGCGGGCGGCCGUCGGACCAGCGAGGAUGUAUACGGCCGGAUUGGCCCCCUUUUACGCGUCCAACUUCAGCCUGUGGUCGGCGGCGUAUUGUACCCCGGCGGGCCCGGGCGCGGGCGGCUGCUUCUCCUUAGAUCCAUCGGGGCUCAAGAAGCCGUCCUUCUGCAUCGCGGACAUUUUGCACGCCGCCGCAGGAGAGGCAUCGGCGGUGGACGGCCUGCCCGGGGGCCCCUCGUCCAACUUGGCCGCCCACUUAGGGGCCGUCCAUGCCCACGCGCAGUUCCACGCCGCGGCCUCCCCGCUGAGACCGACCCCCCUGGUGGCCCCGGACACGCCGGUCGCCUUCGCCGCCAGGCUCUCGCCUCUCUCGGCUCCUUACCACCACCCUCCUCCUCAGCACCAGCGCUCUCCCAGCGGAGGCCCGAGCGGAGGCGCCUCGACCCCGGGCAGGGGGCAAAACGCGCAGACCCAUCCUCCGGGCUCGGCUCCAGCCCCCUCCAGCAAAGACUUGAAAUUCGGGAUUGAUCGCAUUUUGUCCGCCGAGUUUGACCCGAAACUCAGGGAAAGCAGCACGUUGAGAGAUCUGACCUCCUUAUUAAGCACCAGCCGCCCAAGCGGGGUUCAUGUCCCCGCCUUGCAACCUCCGGCCGGCCAGUUCUUCGCGUCUCUAGAACCCAUUAACGAGACCUCCGGGGUCCUGGGGCCUUUAAACACAACCCCAAGGAAUUCAGUGCAGCACCAGUUUCAAGACACUUUUCCAGGUCCUUACGCGGUGCUCACGAAGGACACGCUGCCUCAGACCUAUAAACGGAAACGCUCGUGGUCCCGGGCGGUUUUUUCCAAUCUCCAAAGGAAAGGGUUGGAGAAACGCUUUGAAAUCCAGAAAUACGUCACCAAGCCGGACCGAAAACAGCUGGCAGCCAUGUUAGGACUCACGGACGCUCAAGUGAAAGUUUGGUUCCAGAACCGGCGUAUGAAGUGGAGACACUCCAAGGAGGCGCAGGCGCAGAAGGACAAAGAGAAGGAGCCGGCGGAGAAGGCGGCAGGGGGCGCUGUGCAGACGGUCGAAGGCGAGGCUGAGCGCAGUCCCAGCCGCUCAGAAGGCGAGAGCGAAAGCAGCGAGGCUGAAUCCUUGGAUCUGGAGCCCGGCAGCGAUGCGGAACGGACAGAAGCCGGGGCCGCCGCAGACCAGCCCCUGCAGCGGCACAGCCCGGGGCUGCACCACCCGGCUGGAUUGGAGACUGCGGUUCACCCCGAGACACCAUCAGCUCCCACGGGCCUGGACCAAGGCAGAGAGCCCUUGCGGUGCGCCGAGCCCUCUUUUUGCUUGCGGGACUCUCCGUGACUGUCUUGCCUCGGUGUUCCAGCCAGGCUGAGAAUCCACCAAUAGCUCGGCUCCCAGUGAUCGCUCCCGCUUCCACUUGGGAACUGGGGAAGUAGUCUCAACCCCCAAACUGUGGUUGGAUGUGGGGGUACUGACCCCUAUUGUCGGUGGAGAGAGGUGGGUUCGGAGGUAACUACAACCUCACAACUGCGGGUGGAUGUGGAUGUGGGGUACUAACCUCUGUUUUAGCUGGAGUCUGAGGUAAUUACCCCAACUAUGGAGAAUGUGGGUUUAUCAACUCCCAACAGUGAGUUGGCCGCAGCUAUGGCGCUGCAGGAGGAGGGCGAACAUGUGGGUCUCAAGAGAUGCUCUGUACAGAAUGUAGUACUUAAGAAAGGGAACCCGCAGACCUAGUCCCAGGAAGGCCUCUUCCACAUGUUACUGGCAGAGAACCUCUGUUGGAGGAGCCCCUCAGGUCAGGGAAAGGGCAAAACCACGUCUUCAUCCUUUUCCUAUCUCCUCCAGCCCCGGAACCACCUCCUCCUCCCCCUCGGCCCAUUCACAAUGUGAAGUGUUUUUAUCUCUCCUUACCCUUCUGACCAUUUGCCAAAUGUGUUGCUUUGUAUAAUCUGGCCAAGAAAUACUGCACUGGAGAGGGGAAGAAAAGUA